CUCUUCCUUCUCUCUCUCUCUCUCUCUCCCUUUUUUCGCAUCUUGUUCCGAAAUUUGUGUGCUUUUUUUUCUCGCCUCUGACACUAGUAGGAGAAUGGCUCGAACAUUUCUGUUUGUAGACGUACCCUUCUAUUUCCUCCUGUCGUCUCUUGAUCUCUUCCAUCAUUGAUCUUGAAAGAAAUUUCAGGAUUUGUUUGUCCCUCUGCCUAAUAAAAUUUCCAUCUUGGAACAGUUAGAACUACUUUCGUGAUAUUUUGGUCUAUUUUUGAGGCUACUGCAAAUGCUUCUUUUAGCUUUCUCUACACAUUGUAACAUUCGCUUCGCUUCCUUUUCCUUCUCUUGUCGAAAUAUAUUAAACGCAUGAGUUUCUACGACUUCCGUUUUUGUUUCUUCCUUUUUCCUUUUUGGGAGAUGCUUUAGUUUUCGAAGAAUCGAAUAAAAUAUUGUUUUUGAAGUAGGCUUUUGACACAAAAAAAAAAUAUCGAGGUUGGAGAAUUUGCGGCCGUACACACUGUAUGAGAGUAAUAAUAAAGUUCUGCGACGAUAUUGUAAAAUUUUUAUGUAAUUGCAGAUUUCUUUCUUUGCCGAAUAUUAUGUUAAUUUUUAGAUACAUGACUUGAUUCCUUAGAGAAAAGAACAAUUCGCUACUUAUAUUCGUUGUUGAGCCCUUUGAUCCUGCUCUUUCUAGACUAGUUUUGUCUAUAGCUGUACUGUGAGAAAUACUCCACGCAUUAGAAUCAUGAGUAAUUAUUAUUUUUGAUUAGUCUAUUUAAUUUUUGUUAGUUUUAGAGACCUAUUUGAUUGAGCAUUUACUCUCUGGAUGCAUGUUUGCAGAUACUAGUAUUAGCUGAAACAGGACAAGUCCCAAUGGAGAUGAGUGAAGUGUCUCUCUAGCCGAACUACAGUUAUGGAUAAAGUGGGAAAUGUGGUUGUAGAUAUUGAGAGCCUAACUCAACCAUCAGACAAUUGCUCUGGAAGUCCAAAAGUGACAAAAGCUCUAUCUCGUAAAGGUUCAUGCAGAAUGGACAGGCGAAAUGGUGAGGAGCAAGAGGCAGAUGAGGCCACCAAAAAGCUUGUGGUUAAAGUAUUCUAUUCCCAAUCCGAACAGUUGAAGCAACAACCGAUUACCAACAAGUCUCAUGUAGGACUUCCAGCUGUGGCAAAUGUCUCUAAUCUCUCAGAUGCUGGAGAUGGAAGGACUAGGAAGUUAAAUCGCUUCACAGCCAUCAACCCAAAAAAGAUACUUCUCCUCUUUGCAUCAAUGUCUAGCAUGGGUACAAUCAUUCUCAUAUAUUUCACACUUGCUAUCUACCUGAGAGGAGCUUAAUUACUUCCUAAAAUUUGGUUGGCCGAUAAGGUCAGCUUUGAUUAUUUUCUUGUUCUUUCUGUUUUUUGGUGGAAAGAACCCUCGUAGAUACUACGAGUGGAGGAUCCAGAAAACGAGAAGCACAACAAUACCGCUUAUAAAACCCGAUUUCUGGGUAUGUGAUCGAUGAGCAGGUGGUUGUGGAGGCAUUAUAAUCUGCAAAGCUCUGCCUGGCUGUUUUUAGUUUAGCUUUCUUUUCUAAAUAUCAGCUUUGAGAUCUUGCAAUUUGAAGCAAAUAAUUGUUGUGCAGAACUUCAUGCCUUUGA
Messenger RNA from Musa acuminata AAA Group (dessert banana), 1632 nucleotides. RefSeq lists its product as uncharacterized. The transcript is spliced from 5 exons. NCBI's taxonomy places the organism in Eukaryota, Viridiplantae, Streptophyta, Magnoliopsida, Zingiberales, Musaceae. The coding region runs from base 908 to 1327 and encodes 139 amino acids. The record is from RefSeq and is a predicted model, not a curated record.